UCAGACCAAAACAGGCAUGUUGGGUGGGCAGGAUAGCGAGGCUGCUGAAGAGAAAAGAAACAGCAAAUAGCUGAGUAGAGGCUGAGGGAGAUAGAGAAUCACAUACUCGUGUUCAAAAAGAUUUCAGUGGAGCUCCAAGAGACAGAAAGACGGGUGGGUCACAGGGAGACAUAGAAGGGAACAAAAAGUACUUUUUAUGAGAAGAGAGGUGUUUAGAAGCAAACAGCCAAGCUGGGAAGAAGAGAUUGUCUCUGAACUUAGCAGUGUGUCUGGGCAUGGAAGACUGAUAGCAAACAAGUAAACAGAGCUGACAACUGUGGUAAUCGCAGAAGCAAAGCCUGCUCAGUGACAAGGAUGAGCACUCCUCCUGAGACCUGUGACGAGGAGCUGAGAACAGGUGCAAAGAAAGAACGAUGCCUUCAGGGGAAAAGCCUACUUCUGUGUACACUUAUUCUCAGUACUGUCCUUGGCUUUACACUGCUUAUCACCUACAUCGUGAUGACUUGUGCUCUAGGAUCCUGUGAUGCCAAGCCAGGUCUUGCUCUGUUGGAGAGACUCCUGAAUUCUAGGAAUGACACUGUAGACCCCUGUGAGGAUUUCUACAAAUAUGCCUGUGGCAACUGGGAAGGCAAACACUCAAGCAGAACUGCAGAAGAAUCACUAAAUGUAUUUGAUGUGUUGUUGGAAGAAAAUCUGUUGAUCCUGAAAAGGCUUUUAGAGAGUCCACAGUUUGGCAUAAGAGGCUCAGCCCAGGAGAAAGCAAUGCAAUUCUAUCGUUCCUGCAUGAAUAUCGAACAGAUAGAGUCUCAAGGAGCUCAGCCAUUGAAGGACCUCCUAAAUCAGGUUGGUGGAUGGAGUAUCACAGAUGUGGAGGAAACAAAAGAUUUUAAUGAAACUCUCCAGAUUCUAAUGGGCAGAUACAACACCUUUCCCUUUUUCAGAGUCCAAGUGGGACCUAUUCCUUCUGACCCCAAAACCAAUAUCAUUCAGAUUGACCAUCCUGAGUUUGAGUUGCCACCUGAGAGUGAAUUCAAAGAGAAAAAUUAUCUUGAGGUUCUCCGUGUGUAUCUUUCAUAUUUGAGGAAACUGGGGGUCCUACUUGGAGGGACACAGGAUGGUCCCCCUGAUUCGUUUUCCCCUACCUUGGCCUUCAUCUCUAACCUCCAGCAAGUUGUCACCCCACUGAAGAAAAGACGGGAGAGCGGGAUGCUGUUCUUUCGCACCACCAUUGGGGAGCUACAGGAAAAUGCACCUGCUAUUGACUGGCUGUCAUGUCUCCAGGCUGUCUUCUAUCCCAUGCCAAUGAACCUCUCUCAGCCAAUUGCAGUGCAUGACAUGGAUUACUUAAGAGGCAUGUCACAACUCAUCGAAAAAUGGCACAAGGGAAGGGUCCUUCACAUUUAUAUGAUUGUUUGUCUGGUUGGGAAUCUCUCCCCAGCCCUUGAUAGUCGAUUCCAAGAUGUACGCCUGGACCUAUAUAAGACUCUUUAUGGAAAAAUGGGAUCCAGAAUGAUCCCAGCUGAGCGCUGGAGGAAGUGCUUGACUGAUACCAGCUCUUUCUUUGAGCCAGUUCUAGGGAAGAUGAUUGUGCAAGAAAUUUUCCCUCAGCAGACCAAGAAACUUGCUGAGCAGAUGUUCUCUGAGAUCCAAGAUGCCCUCUAUGACCGACUGGAUGAGUUGGAAUGGAUGGAUGAACAGACUCGCCAAAGCGCUAAAAUCUCGGUUUCCAAACUACAGGUGGAGAUUGGCUAUCCAGCUCACACACUCCAGACUGCCAAAGUGAACCUGGAAUACCAGAAUUUGGACAUAAAUGAAGACACCUUUUUCCUCAAUGUGGUGGCCUGCUUGAAGAUACUGAGGGAAAAUUCCUACCUGAAACCCUUUCAGCAUCUCCCACAGAAUAAGUGGCAUGUGUAUCCCUGGAGUGUGCAUUCAUACUACUCAAUAAGGCACCAUAUGGUGGUCUUUCCUGCUGGAAUGUUUCGCAGCCCUUUUUUCCACAUAGAGUUUCCCAGUGCUGUGAACUUUGGAGCCAUUGGGGUCUUCAUGGCACAUGAAAUUCUCCACUCGUUCUAUGGUUAUGUGUUGCCUGAGGGCUGUCCUACAUGCAACAGGAGUGCGCUACAAAAAUCUAUAGACUGCUUGGUUGAACAGUAUGAAAGCUACAGCUUUAAUGUCAGUGGCACUUUUACACUGUUGGAGAAUACAGCUGACACUGGAGGGCUCACCAUCGCUUACAAGGCCUAUAAGAACUGGCAGAAAAAGCACAAAGAAGAGAAGGAUUUAUCUAAGAUUGGACUUUCACAUGAUCAACUUUUCUACCUCAGUUUUGCUCAUGCAAUGUGUGGACACCAGGAGCCAGAAAAGCUACAGUUUUCCCUGAACACAGAUCCGCAUAGUCCCUUGCCACUUCGUGUCUGUGGACCUGUCAGCAAUAGUGAGGACUUCUCCAAGCUCUUCCGCUGUUCCAGUGGAUCCCCAAUGAACCCAGACAACAAAUGCCGCAUCUGGUAAUCUGUGUGGGAAAGGAGGAAGAGAGAUAUGACCCCAGGGACAGGAAGGCCUGACCAUGAAAGUAUGACCUUCUUCGCAGGGCCCCUAGGGUGACAUGAGUGACCUUCCUUUAUCUUCCUUUUCUUGUUAUCCUCUCUGUAGAAGUUGAUGGUAGGGAAAUUUUUAAACUGAGUUUAUAAGUGAAGAAGGUCUCCUCCAAGGCUCUCAGAACUCUGUCCCAGAUGUAACUCUGGAGCGUAACAAGUCCCAAGGUGACUACCCAGUCUCUAGCAGGCAGCAGCUUCUGAGGAGCUAUAAACAGAAAGACUGUUAACAUCACUAGUCCUUCUAUUCAGUGCAUUUCCCUGUCUACCCCAGCAGCUUCCCAGUCAUGUUUAAUGGACAGGUCAAUAAGCUGGAGCUCUAAGACUUGUUCAUGAAUGAAUGACUCCUAGGAAAAUGCUGUGGGUUACUAUGCAACCCACACAUGUACUUUAUAAGAGAGGGAAGAAUUCUCUUCUCUUCUUUUACUAAUAAAUUGAGACAGGUACUAGGAAAGACUCAGUGACUACAGUUUCCCGGCUGAAAGAUGUUACUUAAGGUUACUGAAGGCCUUCUCUGUUCUGUUUUUGUAAUAAUGAAGGUUAUUGAAGGCCUUCUCUGUUCUGUUUUUGUAAUAAUGAAGGUUACUGAAGGCCUUCUCUGUUCUGUUUUUGUUUAAUCAUAAAAACUCAUAAGAGAAAAAAGGGGAAACACUAAAGCAUCCCCAUUAGUGAAAGAGGGAUUGGGAGCUGAGAACAGAUUCUCUUUCUUCUUUCUUUUUCAACAAGACUUUCUUUUUUAGUCUCUAGGGUUAAAGAUAUGGUUGAGAGUGGAGUAUGGGACAGUCAUGGGGGUUUCUAGAAGUCUCUAAAGAUCGAUUAAUUAGAAAUCCAAAAAUUUCUCUGGAUCCUGAACCUGGUUCUCUCAUUCCUGGAAGUUCUCUCAUCCCUACAUUUGUAGAUAUUUACCAUCCAAGCAGACAAGUAGAGCUGCUGCAGGAUUUUACUUUCUACUUAAAAUUGGAUUUUAGGUGUUAAUUUAAUUUGGAGGAAAAACAGGGGUAAGAAGCAACGUGUUUUGGGGUAGCAGGAGAAGUGCUUAAAAUAUAUUCUCAAGAUCAACUUAAUAAUUACAUUCAUUUCAGAUUCUCAUAAUUAGAAAAUUUAUACCAAUAUUCUAAAAUUUACCAAAGUCAAUAAGAAUACAAAAUACUCCUACCUUUUGCAUACUCUUCAAACUGUUCUUGAUUAUGGGAGCAUCUUUAUUUUACCUGUUAUAUUGGCUGUGUGGGGAUUGUUUGUGGAAUAGGUGAUGGCAAGUGGAAACAUCCCUCAUCAAUGUAAGCCUUGUAAAAAUAACUGUGUUAAUACUUUCUAAGUAUUGACCAAUGCAUCAAAAUAUUUUCCAAGAACAGACUGUUCAGAGAUUUUGUUUUCAUUACUUAACUAAAAUAUUAAUUAAAAAAUUAC
This is a messenger RNA of Corapipo altera (White-ruffed manakin), 4004 nucleotides long. It is a transcript of the gene KEL, whose product is annotated as Kell metallo-endopeptidase (Kell blood group). Gene Ontology annotation, molecular function: metalloendopeptidase activity. Lineage: Eukaryota; Metazoa; Chordata; Aves; Passeriformes; Pipridae. Gene Ontology annotation, biological process: protein processing. The record is from RefSeq and is a predicted model, not a curated record. The transcript is spliced from 19 exons. Gene Ontology annotation, cellular component: plasma membrane. The coding region runs from base 355 to 2514 and encodes 719 amino acids.